Molecule: messenger RNA, 258 nt
Organism: Penicillium mononematosum
Lineage: Eukaryota; Fungi; Ascomycota; Eurotiomycetes; Eurotiales; Aspergillaceae
Exons: 2
Coding region: 1-258 (85 amino acids)
Source: RefSeq, a predicted model, not a curated record
AUGGAAUUCUCCGAAAUGGCUCCCUGCAAACCUCGUACCUUCACAGCCGGUCAAGAUCCGCUGACAAAAUUUGAUGGAGCCAUUUCGGUCCGUAAUCUGCCCCGGCCCCCGGACCGCUUGUUCCUGUUUCACGGUAUCAUGAGGCCAAGUCGCGGCAUCUAUGCCAAGCUGAUCGCCACCGGCCAAAAGCCCCCCCACACAUUUCCACCCGUCCCAAUGGGAAUUCUUCCGCGUUCUUCGCGGGAACCUUACUAUUGA